Molecule: messenger RNA, 1061 nt
Organism: Myotis lucifugus (little brown bat)
Lineage: Eukaryota; Metazoa; Chordata; Mammalia; Chiroptera; Vespertilionidae
Gene: COLEC10
Product: collectin subfamily member 10
Exons: 6
Coding region: 87-920 (277 amino acids)
Source: RefSeq, a predicted model, not a curated record
CUUUCUUCCCCAAAGAGAAGAUUUUAUUUCAAAUAAAGCUGUUUACUUGGCACCUCUGGGCGACCCUUUUUGGAAGAGCCACAGCCAUGGGUGGCUUUGGAGUCUCACCUCGAAGGCACAAGUUCAUCCUGCUUGUGCUGUUUCUUUUGCACAUUCCGAGUCUGGGUCUGGACAUGGAAAGUCAUCCUACCACUGAAGUCUGUGCCACACACACCAUUUCACCAGGACCCAAAGGAGACGAUGGCGAAAAAGGAGAUCCAGGAGAGGAGGGAAAGCUUGGCAAAGUGGGACGCAUGGGGCCAAAAGGGAUUAAAGGAGAACUGGGUGAUAUGGGAGACCAAGGCAACAUUGGCAAGACUGGGCCCAUUGGCAAAAAGGGUGACAAAGGGGAAAAGGGUUUGCCUGGGAUUCCUGGAGGAAAAGGCAAAGCAGGUACUGUCUGUGAUUGUGGAAGGUACCGGAAAGUUGUUGGGCAACUGGACAUUAGUGUUGCUCGCCUCAAGACAUCUAUGAAGUUCGUCAAGAAUGUCAUAGCAGGGAUUAGGGAAACGGAGGAGAAAUUCUACUACAUCGUGCAGGAAGAGAAGAGCUACAGGGAAUCCCUGACCCACUGCCGGAUCCGGGGCGGCAUGCUAGCCAUGCCCAAGGACGAAGCUGCCAACACACUCAUCGCGGACUACGUAGCCAAGAGUGGCUUCUUCCGGGUCUUCAUCGGGGUGAAUGACCUUGAGAGGGAGGGACAGUAUGUGUUCACGGAUAACACGCCACUGCAGAACUACAGCAACUGGAAGGAGGGGGAGCCCAGCGACCCCUAUGGUCAUGAGGACUGUGUGGAAAUGCUGAGCUCAGGCAGGUGGAAUGACACGGAGUGCCAUCUCACCAUGUACUUUGUCUGUGAGUUUGUCAAGAAGAAAAAGUAACUUCUUUCAUGCUACACAUUGGUUAUCCCCUGUGACUACCAUUGCUGUUCUUUUUAUCUAUCCUUUUCUCCCCAGUUAUGCUAAAUUUGUUCUGACUCAGGACAAGUGGGAAAUGCUAAACUGAGGUUUGGAAUCUCCAUC